Messenger RNA from Hyla sarda, 1136 nucleotides. RefSeq names its product Rab acceptor 1 (gene RABAC1). Lineage: Eukaryota; Metazoa; Chordata; Amphibia; Anura; Hylidae. The coding region runs from base 190 to 753 and encodes 187 amino acids. Gene Ontology annotation, cellular component: Golgi apparatus. The record is from RefSeq and is a predicted model, not a curated record. The transcript has 6 exons.
UCACCACGUUAGCGGUUUCCGCGCGACGUCAUCACGCCUGCCCUCGUGGCAGCGCGGUUGCUAUGGGAGCGGCGCUUGGGGAAACUGUUGUUUAGCUGAUUGUGUUUUUUUCCGGCCUGUGCCAGAUCACUUCCGGUCUUUGACGGGAUAAGAGGCGCUCACUAUUACCGCCAACAAGAGGCACUAACCAUGGCAGGAAAGAGCGGGGAUGUGUUAAAUGGAGGCGCAGAAGAGGGACCCGCCGGUCUGAUGAACAAGAUCUUUCCCAAGAUGAUAACUCAAGCUACAGCUAAGGACUGGUUUGACCGUCGCAGGGCCCACAUCCGCCCAUGGAAUAACUUUGUCGAUCAGAGACGCUUCUCCCGACCACAGAACUUUGGAGAUCUGUGUAAGCGGGUGACCCGAAAUGUGGAACAUUUUCAGAGCAACUACAUCUUCAUUUUCCUGGGGCUGAUCCUGUACUGCAUUAUCACCAGCCCAAUGCUGCUCAUUGCCAUUGCUGUUUUCUUUGGUGCCUGUUACAUCAUUUACCUGAAAACCCUGCAGUCCAAGAUGAUCCUCUUUGGCCGGGAAGUCAGCACGGCCCAACAGUACGGCUUGGCAGGCGCCGUCUCUUUCCCGUUUUUCUGGCUUGCCGGAGCAGGUGCUGCCGUGUUCUGGGUUUUAGGUGCCACCCUUGUAGUCAUCGGCUCCCACGCCUCCUUCCACGAGAUUGAGGGAGAUUUGGAGGAGCUGCAGAUGGAACCAGUGUAAGUCGUUUUAGCCGCAGUCGCACGUUCUUUCCGAUGGGACCUGUUUGGACUUUAUAUUUUAACCCUUGCCAUGUUACGUCGUUUCCUCCAUCCCUCAAUAAAACCCUUCAUGAAGUGAGCACUUUGCAGCAACCUUUGCACAAUGUCUGGUAGGUCGGUGACCGUGGGCCAGUAACCCUUUAUAGAGGAUCUGCCAAUAUAGUAAAGGGUACUGGGUAUAGAAGAUGGUGCGGGCGGAGAUGAUCAGGUAGACUAAUAAAGUAUCGGCUGAGCGUCUUUAUUGAUCGCCGGAGCUGCUGAUUGCAGUGAGAGCUCGUGUGUUUUCAUGUCUAUAUAGGAGAUUAUCAUUUUGUGAUAUGUAACCGUAAUAAACUUGUAAUAAGA